AUGCCUUCUCUUUGGUUUUCACGACGUUCUUUCACCUCGGUCAUCCUCGCAAACUCGUCGAAGGAUGUUCGUUCAUGCCUAACUAAAACGGACAAGAGCACUACUGACUCGCGGGCACUCACGCUACAUCACCUCUACAGCAUGCUAGUAUAUCACAUGAUUUCUCUCUUAGAUUACCCUCUCGUUACAGCUUCCAUACUUAGAGAAAUAUACUCCCUGGCCAGCACAAUUGGGACUGUUUCAGCGAACGUUGUACUGUUUCGCUCCAUGGUGAAACGUUUUUCUACCAUCCCUGGGCGCUCGUCUCCUUACCAUUCAGCCAUAAUUGCGCAAGCGGAUUCCAAAUUUGGGUAUGAAGUUCUGACUGAUGAGGAUAUGUUCCUGGAUUUGGUUUCGACUGAGGUGGUGAAAUUCGACGGGGCUAUUUGUUCUUUCAAUGCUGUUGUUAUAAGGAGUAAGAUUUUGACUAUCUCUGACUCACUGGUGACGAUACUUCUCGCUUACAGUCGAGUCUAUGGAUGGAGGGAAAGUCUACAAACCCAGGUGAAAAGCAGACGAUCUAAACUCACCUCCACUAUAGGUACCAAAGAUGCUAGAGAUGCCAGAAUCAUCCGAAUUCAAUACUGGUAUAUCCCCUGGGGCCAUUGCACGCAUCCUCUAACAACUUCUCCUAAAGCACUCCGUGCCUGUGCUACGAGUAACUACGAAGCUACAGCCAACGCUAACGUCAUCAUCACCCGGGAAUCUACUGACGCCGGCAGAAUUUUCAUCUGGGCUCCCGCCCAAUCCAAAUACCUCAUCCUUUGGACGUGCACUCACAAGGAAAAUAGCUGUUAUAUCAUGACCUCCUACCCUCCGACUUUAGAGUCUUCUCCAUCGUUGAGAGAUUCCUUAACGGGUGGCGUGAUGGACGCUACCAUCGUGCUCGGCGAAUACUCAUCGAAGAAUCUAAAGCGACGUUCCCCUCUGGCCCCUGAGCUGCGGUCAAAUUAUAUUAGCAGUAGAGCGAUUUCCAAGAGAGAAGACCUGUCAGUUUUCAAGGGUAGCACGGCUGCCAGCAAGUGGUACUUGUUUAUUGAUAAUUAUACGAAUGGAAUGAGGUGGGACGUGGACGUUGGCAUGGUAAUACUGGUUAGAUUACGGCGGAGGAGGAGGUUUUGGAGGAGUGAACCUGGUUGGUACGGUGCGCUGAAGCUGCAGUCGUCGUGCUCGACCUGCUCAGUCUAA
This is a messenger RNA of Lindgomyces ingoldianus, 1227 nucleotides long. RefSeq lists its product as uncharacterized. The coding region runs from base 1 to 1227 and encodes 408 amino acids. The record is from RefSeq and is a predicted model, not a curated record. The transcript has 12 exons. NCBI's taxonomy places the organism in Eukaryota, Fungi, Ascomycota, Dothideomycetes, Pleosporales, Lindgomycetaceae.